AUGGCGACCGCGACAAGGAGUCGCACCCAAGCGAAGGAGGACUUUCCUGAGGCUCCUGCACCAUGGAGUACACGAUGCGAGACAUACUGGAUGGUCACUCAGCUCCCAAGCCCACUGCCUGUAGACAUCUGGGAUCCACUAGAAGCAACUCAUUCCACUUGCACAGUCCGGGAUUUCAAGAUGGGGAGUACGGGUGUUAUCAUGAUCGUCCGCUACUUCGACACUCCUGUAGGAGAGUACGACGAGCUUGCCAUCAUUCCAGGCACCUUCAGCGUGACUGGUGGACCAGAGAGGGGCCAGAACCGAUCGCGGAUUACUAGGAUAUAUGUCAACCAGAAGGAGAUCACUUUCAACGGUCGUCGCAACUGGAACAUACCCAAGCAUCUAGCGCGCUUCGAGUUCUCCUCGCCACGGACAGCAAAGGGAUCGUCGCCACCGAAUGAGCUCACCGUCACAGUCUACCCGCCCGAAGGCUACAAAGUCAGAGCAGAGAUCCCUUUCUUUAAGGCUACGUUCACGACCAUGAGCUGGACGCCCUCAUUCCCUCUAUCAACAAAGUACUUCGUCAAUACCAAGUUCGUGCAACCUCCCAUUCCUGCCGGCGAGGACACUGCGCUGGUUGGUACUGAUAGCUGGAAAUCCUACGAUGUCUCUGCUUGGUCGAACCGCGCCAAGCUCGUAUGGGUUAAGACUGAAGAGGGUAGAAAUAUCGUGCCUAAAGGAUGGUUUCCGAAGUUUAAGCCGUGGAGCUUCGGGUUCAUGCUACAAGAUGCUACUUUGGAUAUUUCCAAGCCAGAGGAGUGGUAA
This is a messenger RNA of Recurvomyces mirabilis, 807 nucleotides long. RefSeq lists its product as uncharacterized. The coding region runs from base 1 to 807 and encodes 268 amino acids. The transcript is spliced from 2 exons. Lineage: Eukaryota; Fungi; Ascomycota; Dothideomycetes; Mycosphaerellales; Teratosphaeriaceae. The record is from RefSeq and is a predicted model, not a curated record.